AUGAUCCUACCGAGCGAAAGCGACAAACCGCAGACUAUAUAUCCAAAUGAAUUGAACGACACGAUGCCCUUGGGUGACACGGACGCUCCCCCGGCGUACGAAGUCAGCCAAAUAGCAACUGCAUCCACCUUUCCCACCGAUUCUAAGCGGCCUCCACCACUCGGUGCUACAAGCAGCACACUACCGAUCCCAAUAGCCUCUUCGUCGAGGUUAUCACCCGUUUCGAGUUCCUGGUUUGGAUUCACCUCACCGACAGUGCGUCAAGUGCGCUCAACGGUAUUGGGACUGGUCAAAGAUCUGGUGAAACUACCUCACGAGGACCGCUCGUCUGUUGGAAUCAGCAUUCUCAAAAGUUGUGCGGACGCCUGCUCCGCCAACGGCCUUUCGAUCAGCUCUGUGCUGCAGGAGAAGAGCGUGGAGGGACACACACCUAUCUACUGGGCGGUUGUGAAGCGGCCCUCCGAUGUAGAAUCCGACCAGCUCCAGGGGACUGACUUGCUCAGCGCUCUCAUAAGCUUGGCCUCACCUCUCACUCCUGCUACCAUCUCCGACGUGCGACUAGCAUGCCUGCUCAAUUCCGACCAACUGCUUUUCCAGCGGCUGCGGAGCUCUCCUGAAUUCUCACCGCUUAGUGCGACCGACGAAAUGAUUCUCGAUGCCACCGUUCCUCACGAUGAUAUAACGGUCGAGAAUGUUGCGCCCACAGAGACGGAUGGGGCCGGUUCCGGCGCGUUUGUUGUCGACUUUGCGGUACCGCACUUCCAGAAGCGCAUGCUCCUCGGGAAGAGCAUCGUGUUAGAAUUCAUUGCGCGGAGUCGGAUGUGGAGACUGGCUUUCUACGUUUCCCCCCACGAGAAUCGGCGACCAGGCAUGCCACCAUCAGGGACAUGUUACAUUGUGGUUCUACUUGAUGGCUCGGAUAAUGAUGGUGGUCUUGGGGGGCUUCAAUAUGCGGGAUGUCCGUAUAUAUAUCCGGAUGAGACACUGCGAUUUCGCCUUGAAGCGCGAUUAGCAAGACCAGAGGCAGAGUGUAUCAUUUGUUAGCUUCAAAUCUUUCGACUGGAUCUCAUCCGAUCACAUGCGCAAGACGCGGUCCCGUGACUGUGGAUAAAUGGAUUUAUGCGGACUAUUCAGCAGAAUCACAGACAUUGCCAGUAGACUGGGAGGGUCGGUCAGCUUUGAAAUCAGGCUCGAAGGUGGCUGCUUACAGGGGUUGAUGACAGUGCAGGUGGUGCCAGAGACACAGCUUCCAGAGCCAGUGAAGGUAGAGCCUCCACAUUGUUGGUACUGCGAAAGUCGAUCAGUAAGACGCACAGGCUUCGCAAGAAACAGAGGGACCGACCUGGGCAAUAGAUCCGCCAGUCGGGCUGGAAGGAGCCGUGGUCGUCGAGCCGGGUCCGCUGGGACUGGUGCUGGAGCCACCGAAGGUCGAGCCGAUGUCACCCCACUUGAUGUUGGAGAAGACGACGGAGUUGCUUCCCUGGGAAGCCUCGACGGUCUUCGGAUCGCCACUGGUGGUGCUGCACGGGCCGCGGAGAACACCAGGAGUCGAGGGGUUGCUGGCCGUAGGGUAAGACGAGUCGAGCCAGUACAUGCCAGCGGCGUGGUCGUCCCAGAGACUGAGCGCAAGGACCAUUCCACGCUGCAGGGCAGCACCCAUCGCCUUCAAGCCACCGCGGCUCUCGAACGAGUUGGUGUCGCCAAAGGCCGUCUUUUGGGCGUUGCAGAACGAGUCGGUGAUCGAGUUGACUGCCGGCGUGAUCCCGGCGAUCUUGGUGUUCGAGUUCUGGAUCACCUUGCCGUUCUGGACGUACAGCCGCUUGAUCUCAGUCAAAGUUCCGCUCGGCGCGACGAACUGGGUCACGAUAGUGAACUUGGAGUUGGUGUCGACGGUCUUGCCCGGGCCGAGGAAAGUCUGGUCGCCCAUGCGGUACGAGUUAAAGUCGCAACCGUCCUUGUCGCAGAUACUGCCGCUCGCGUAACGGUUGCUGCCGUCACCGCACUCGGUUGCACUGCUGCAGGCGUACAGGCCGGCUUUAGAGCAGACGUGAGGAGUGUAGGCGGCCGCGUUCUUGUUGGCUGGAAGCAGAGUCAGAAGCUGCUCAACCUUAUAUGUGCGCUCCACAUACCUUCCCAGAUGUCCAUCUCGUUGCAGCAAGUUCCAAUCGACCCAGUUCCCGAAUUGGUGUCGUUCGGAGAACCAGCCCAUCCAACGAUGUUGGCCUGUAGAUCAUCAUUCAACACACCAGUCUUUCACCCGGUAGACGGCUGAUCACACACCUUUCCGUUUAUGAACUUGAGAUCGUGAGGGCACUGGCUGUCGCAGUAUCCCGUUCCGUACUUGGCACCAGCCUUGUUUGUAGCAGAAAUUCCACCAUCCAUCGGCAUCUCAGUCAGGUAGAGCGCGCCGUUGAGCCCACAUCCGAGGUUGCUCAUGUCAACAUCGAACGAGAACUCCUGGUUCAGCAGCUUCAGGGGCUGGUACGACGUGGCGUUGGCCAUCAGGUACACUCGGGAGCCGAUGUUGGCGCCAGUGACAAACUUGAGAGUAAGCGCGUUGCCCGAAGUCGAGAUACC
Mycena citricolor is the source of this 2577-nucleotide messenger RNA. NCBI's taxonomy places the organism in Eukaryota, Fungi, Basidiomycota, Agaricomycetes, Agaricales, Mycenaceae. The record is from the annotation of a GenBank genome assembly.